AUGGCCCAGAGCGGUGUGGAUGAUGACUACACCCGGGUGCGGAUUCAGCUGCGCUGGGGACGGUGGGAGCGGACGGGGGCGCGCGGCACGCUGGGGGCACGGGGCAGCCGAGACCGCACCACACCCCCCUCACUGAGUUUCCGCGGUCGCCAUGACGACCAGGGCGCCUGCAACGGCGGCGGCGAUGAGUCGUUGAGGCUGCGAGCUGAGCCCGGCCUCUCUGGACCUCGCUCGAACUCGGCUGGGCCGGCCGGGAGAGUGAUCCAGAGCCAUCCGAACAGGGACUAUGAGAAAAUGGUCGGGCAAACGAGGAGUAAGCUCAAAGAAGCGGCUCCCGAGCCGCUUCAAUCUUCUCGUUCCACGCAGUCCAAGCGGCGGCGCCAGGCCACCGGAGCCGGGGAGCCGGAGACGGAGGAGCCGCCGCAGGAGCAGGUGAAAACGCAGGUGCUGCCUCGGCAGCCUUCGCCUGUAGGCGGCGGGAGCCUGCUAGGGGGCGCCCGGGAAUUCUUGUCCCGAAGAACCCGACAACUGAGACCUGCGAAUUGCCUUCGACUGCAAGUGGGUGCAAGGAACCGUCUACUUGGCCGCUUCCGAUUCCUCCGUUCUUUCCUCGAUCAGCUCCGCGAAAAGGUGCAUAUCUUGCAGACUCAAAAAUUCGCGAGCAGGACCAAUUUGUGCAUAGCUGCCUUUGUGGGAUUUUUACACUGGAUCCAUUUAAUAACACUUUUUGAAAAUGAUCGUCAUUUUUCUCACCUCUCAUCUUUGGAACGAGAAAUGACUUUUCGCACUGAAAUG
Messenger RNA from Orycteropus afer afer, 795 nucleotides. NCBI's taxonomy places the organism in Eukaryota, Metazoa, Chordata, Mammalia, Tubulidentata, Orycteropodidae. The record is from RefSeq and is a predicted model, not a curated record.